Molecule: messenger RNA, 682 nt
Organism: Ixodes scapularis (black-legged tick)
Lineage: Eukaryota; Metazoa; Arthropoda; Arachnida; Ixodida; Ixodidae
Product: zinc finger protein OZF-like
Exons: 1
Biological process (GO): regulation of transcription by RNA polymerase II
Cellular component (GO): nucleus
Molecular function (GO): DNA-binding transcription factor activity, RNA polymerase II-specific; RNA polymerase II cis-regulatory region sequence-specific DNA binding
Source: RefSeq, a predicted model, not a curated record
UUAAGGUGGCUUAUUUUUUGCAGAUGCAGUUUUGAGAGCGUGUGCAGGCAGACUAGGCUCGUCCUAAUAGCUGAAAGGGUAACGUUCCUUCAAACCUCGGGCAUUGCAGACGCCGAGCCGCCGACGCCCACCGUCGGCCAUCCCAAGCCCGUGAAGGGCCACCUCUACACGUGCGACAAGUGCAGUCACGUGACCGACCGGAGGCAGAACAUGGUCAUCCACCAGCGGACGCACACGGGCCAAGAGCCCCUGCAGUGCCCGCUCUGCCCCAUGACCUUCUCCCACAAGCACAUCUUGAUGCGCCACAUCCGAGGCCACACCGUGGACAGGCCCUUCCGGUGCCGCGCGUGUCCGGCUACCUUCGAGAAGAGCGACUACCUGGUGAUCCACAUGCGCACCCACUCGGGAGGGCGCCCCUACGAGUGCCACGUCUGCUUCAUGAGCUUCUCCCAGAAGACGGACCUGGUCGCGCACGUGCGGGGACACUCCAGGGACGCUCCGUACUGGUGCACUUUCUGCUCCCAGCCGUUCACCACGGGGUCUCUGCUAACGAGGCACGUGAUGAUGAGUCAUCCCGUCUAGUCCGGCCGAGCUUCUUGUCUGGAUCGAAAUUGACUUUAGGGGCCGUAUUCCGUUUGACUCGGAGUCCUACCGCAACAGACGCCACGAUCCAAUGGAACUG